This is a messenger RNA of Geodia barretti, 723 nucleotides long. The record is from the annotation of a GenBank genome assembly. NCBI's taxonomy places the organism in Eukaryota, Metazoa, Porifera, Demospongiae, Tetractinellida, Geodiidae.
AUGGCUGCCUCCGUUGACUUAGUAAUACCGGUUUACAAUGAGGAAGCGGCCCUGCCCGACAGCAUCGCGCGCCUAACUCAAUUCCUCCGGGAAAACCUGGUAAACCCCUGGCAAGUUACUAUUGCGGACAACGCCUCCAUUGAUGGAACCCGGCCUGUAUCAGAGGAACUGGCGGAGCAAUACCCGAAUGUCUCCUAUUUCUACUUGCCCCAAAAAGGACGGGGAAGGGCCCUGAGAGCCACUUGGCUGGCCAGCGACGCCGAUAUAGUCAGCUACAUGGAUGUGGACCUGUCUACUGACUUAACCCACUUUCCCCAGUUGGUCGAAGCCCUUGAAUCCGGCUACCACUUGGCCACAGGCAGCAGAUUGAGCCGGGAAUCCACGGUCACCAGGGGCUUCAAACGGGAGUUUAUAUCCCGCAGCUACAAUCUUCUAAUCAAGUCCUUGUUUUUCACACCUUUUCCCGACGCCCAGUGCGGCUUUAAAGCCUCGACCCGCCAGGCCGCCCAGUCGAUCAUUCCUGCUAUCGAAAACAACAACUGGUUCUUUGACACCGAGUUGCUGAUAAUCGCAGCCAAGCGGGGCUACCGCAUAAAGUCCAUACCGGUGAAAUGGGACGACGACCCAACCAGUACAGUUAAUAUCACGAACACGGCCCUUGAGGACAUUAACGGGUUGCUCAGGCUGCGCUUCGGCGGCAUUCCUCGGGUAUCGGGUCCCUAG